Messenger RNA from Lethenteron reissneri (Far Eastern brook lamprey), 3706 nucleotides. RefSeq names its product enhancer of mRNA decapping 4 (gene EDC4). Gene Ontology annotation, molecular function: protein binding. Gene Ontology annotation, biological process: deadenylation-independent decapping of nuclear-transcribed mRNA. Lineage: Eukaryota; Metazoa; Chordata; Hyperoartia; Petromyzontiformes; Petromyzontidae. The record is from RefSeq and is a predicted model, not a curated record. Gene Ontology annotation, cellular component: P-body.
UUGCUGGUGUCUCGAGACUCGCGCAGAGGCGUCGGUAGAGGAGGCAGCGGAGCUCACGAAGCGGGGAGACGCAGAGGCCGAGGAGGAGGCGGCGGCGGCGGCCCACGGGGGGACGAUGGCCACGCGCGGCGGAGUGAACGCGAGCGACGCGACGCAGCAGCUGCGCGACCUCCUCAAGCUCGACCGCCAGCCCGAGCAGCGCGAUCCGCCAAUGAACGCGGCUGACCCUGCCGUAGUCUCCUACAAUGGGCAGUUGAAUGGGAUGGCAGCGACAGCCAUGAGCGAGGGUGCCGGGGCGGAACCUGCGUGCGCCACGUCUGGAGGCGCAGUGGACGCGGCUGUGGUCUUACCGGGCCCCGCUCCGCACCUCGUCGACUCGCAGCAGAUCACCCUGACAGGGGACGACAAGGCGGGUGCGGUGCCGGUGAAUGCGUGUGACGUCGUGGUGAUUUCCAGCGAUGCCUCAAGCCUCUCCAGUCCAUCCUCUGGCAGCAACCAGGUCAAGAUUCAGCCAGUGACGCGCUAUGACUGGGAGCAUCGCUAUUACCCUGGCAACAUGAUUGCUGUUUCCUCCACCUACCUCGCUUACAUCAUCCCCAAGCCCCAGGCGAUGGUGCGGGUGCUGCACGCGCCCACGGCCGAGCGCACCCUCCUGAAGGGCUUCACGGGCGCCGUCACGGACCUCGCCUUCGCCCACCUGGGCUCCAGCCGCCUCGCGUGCGUGGACGAGGCCGGGAACCUCUUCGUGUGGCAGUUCUCACAGGACUCCUGCGGGAAGAUCGCAACGAAGCAGCUGUUACAGGCGAUGCGGCCCGUGGGGACGCCACUGUCGGAGCUGCGCCGCAUCCAGUGGUGUCCCUUCAUCUACGGGAACAGCGAUCGCGAGUCGGAGAGCGACAGCGAGGAGGACGUGGGAAAGAUGCUCGCGCUCUUCCACCCCGACAGGGCAGAAGCGUGGGAUCAGGACGUGAUCGUUCCUACUUCUGGUCCUUUCAAACCGGUGGCCGUCACCGACAUCAAAAAUCGCAUCACCACUGUGAGAGGGCACCAGGGGGCUGUGAAUACGGGCGCCUUGUCUCCUGACGGAGCUAUCUUGGCCACCGCCGGCCAAGAUGGGCUGGUCAAGUUCUGGCAGAUGUAUGCAGAGUCUCAGGACACACCCAGCUGUCUGCACAAGUGGGAGCCACACAAUGGCAUGCCCGUCUCGUGCCUGGUCUUUUGUGACAACUACAAGAAGAAAGAGGGAGGUGAACAGUACUGGCGGUUCGUCUUGACGGGCACCAAUCAGAACCAGGAGCUGAAGGUCUGGUGCACCGUGACGUGGACGUGCCUGCAGACGCUGCGAUUCUCACCAGACUCGGCAAUAAAACUGAGCCUUGAUAUCACCGCCCAGUAUCUGGUUCUUUCAGACGUGCAGCGCAAGGUGCUGUAUGUACUCGAGCUGAUCCAGAACAAGGAUGGACACGCGUACUUCAGUUCGCUGGCUGAGUACCUGCUCACGCACCCCAUGCUGAGCUUCGGCAUCCGGGAAGUGACGCCGCAUCGUGCCGGCCGGCAGAGCGAGCACCAGGAGGAUGGGGAGGUGGACGCCGCUGAUGGUGUGGAAGAUGAGGCAGAGGUCACUGGCGGCGUGCUCAUUAAGAUCAACUGUGUACACACAAGAGCCCUGGAGAACGUGCAGAUUCUCUUCUGCCCUCCCUCCACGUCUGGAGCCGCUCCUCCGGCGCUCUCGGUCUCCAGCUCUGCUUCGCACGAAGACAUGGUUCUGCGGGACCGGCUCUCGGACAUCAGCUCUGACGUUCCCAUCGAAGAGAGCAGCUCCCAGUCAUCCGACUUCCAGCGCACAUUUGAUGACAACCGCAGGGAGGACAUCCUGGGAAGGGUAGACCUGGGUGGGGGCGCUGCCCUGCUGAGUCCCGGACUCGGAGGCAGCGCGGGAGAGCUCGCCCGCCCCGAGGACUUCAUGUCUCCGCUCACGCCGGCGGGGGCCCUGCCCGACGACGCCAAGCUGCAGCUCAAGACCCCCGACGACUUCAUGAGCAGCUUGGUCCCCAAGCAGCUGGGGCUUGGCUCUCCAACGGGCAGUGGCAGUUCUCUGACUGCAGUGACGGUGAUUGGAAGCAAUGUCCUUUCUCAGAGCCCCCUCAUGUCACCGGUGAGCAGCAUGACGCUCACCCCUGGCAGCAGCCUGCACAGCUCCCUCAGCAUGCCUCCGGGGGGGGGCCCACACUGCGGGGCCUCUCCCCUCGCCAUGGCCGACUUGACUAACGCGUCUCCUCCGCGAGAGCUCCGCUCGCCCGACGUCAUCUCCUCGGCCUCGUCCAAUUCCACCCUGCCCCAGGUCAUCCCCGAGGUGGCGUCCGAAGCUGUGCAGAGGGGCAUGCGGGACUCGGCCGAGCCGGGCGCCCGCCUGGGCUCCCCGCCUGAGCAGAGCGGCCUUCUUGGGCAGGGGGGCAGCCGUCCUCGGUCCCCCGACGCCCCUAGCAGGGGGUCGUUUGGCUCCAUGGAAGUACCCCCGUUGGAUGCCGGACCUCGCCUGGUCUCCCCACUCGGGCAGAGCAGCUUGGGGACCGUCGCCGGCCAGCGUCAGAUGCCCGACAACGUGCUCAGGGGCACCUACAGCCUCGGUCGGCAUUCUCCGUCUGAGGCAGGGGGGCACCUCGCUCCCUUGGCCAGGCAGGCCGCCCCGGGCCAGGUGGUCGGGCCGCAGCGGGCAGCCGAGAAGGAGGAUCCUCCGCGGCAGCUCUACGGGCAGCAGCAGCAGCAGGAGCAGCAGCAGCAGCAGCAGCAGCAGGACGCCGCGUCCACCAGCCCCGCGUGGCCGGCGGCUCCUGACCUCACGCGAGAGACCCGGGGUGGAGUCAAAGUCAGCUCGGACGAGGACUUGGCGAUGCGCCGGCAGCGAGCGUCGCCAUCGCGCGAGCGCCAGCACCUCACGGCGGAGCAGCAGGAGAGUCAGGACGCGAGCUCGGAGCACAGUGAUCAGGAUGAGGAGGUUGCCUUCCUGUCAUCGCCUGCGGGCGUUGUGGCCGGCGCGGGGGCGGCCGUCAUUGCGGGACCGCACCGGGGGCCUCCGUCUCAGCCGGGCUUCCGCGACCAGAAAGGCCGCGUGUCCCCUCGCCUGUCUCCAAAGUCGCGACGCAGGGCCACCCGCGAAGACAGUGAAAGAGCAUCUCAUCCAUCAGCUUCGGACCAGGCGAGGGAGGAUGGGCAGGCGGCCAUGCUGGCGUGCUUCACGACGCUGCAGACCAAGCUGGCGGCCAUCUGGAGCCGGCAGGAGGAGAUGGUUCGCGGGAUGGAGGCGCGAGGGGAGGCGCUGAACAACGCCCUCUUGAGCCGCAUGGAGGCCUCGCUGGCCAAGUCUCGAGAGCAGGACCAGGCCUGGUUCACCACGAAGCUGCAGCAGCACGAGGACCGCGAGCGAGCGCUGCAGCAGCAGCUGCAGCACAACCUGACGCAGGCCAUGUCCGGCGUGGUGGCAGCCCGCCUCGAUAAGGGCAUGCGUGACGAAGUCAAGAAGCUCUUCCCCCAGGCGAUCGCAAAAGCGGUGGAGCCGUUGGCAGCGCAGCUGACGAGCACGAUGGCAGCCAAGCUGACGGCAGCAGAGGUCUCCACGAGAGAUGGCAUCGCCAAGAUGGUCAAGGCCAAGGUGUGUACCUCCUCCAUCCUGAUGGGCGCUCUGGUACAAUAAAAGCAGACUGCGACG